GGGAUAUUCCAGCAACUCUCUGUUUUACAUGAGCUAAAUCUAGACUACUGCGAUAUUACAAAUCUACAUCCUCUUGUCUUUUCGGGGUUGGAAUCGCUUCAGAAGUUGAGUUUGGAAGGAAACAACAUCGAGCAUAUUCAUGAUGGUGUAUUGUCGGGGUUGGGUCAAAUAAAAAGUAUUAACUUUGACGGAAACCGGAUCGCAUACUUGGAGGAGCUAAUAUUCUCAAAUAACUGGAAACUCACAAAUCUUUCCUUGGCCAACAACAAAUUAACGCGCCUAAAUAAAGGCACUUUCAAGCCGAUCUUUUCUUCAAUUUCAUCACUUGAUCUAUCGAUGAACCCAAUUAAUUGUAACUGUGAUCUAAAGUGGCUUAUUGAUUGGUUAAAUGAACCUAUAGGCCUUAUAGACAAGGACAAAACUAUCUGUUCGUCAGCAUCUCUGGAGCCUCUUCGUGAGAAACCCCUGCUUGAUUUUGAGCCAAAUGAACUCUGUAUAUUCAACAAUGGUCUUCUCUUUUUGAUUCCCCUCGCCUCCAUUAGCUUGAUUAUAAUCAUCGUGUUGUUGUAUCACUACCGAUGGCAGUUGAGGUACAAACUCUUUCUCUUGAAACUGGCCGUAGUGGGCUAUAAAGAGAUGCGAGACGCUCGAGACCACAAUGACUACGAGUUUGACGUGAACAUCAUUUUCUACGACGAUGACGAAGGAUGGAUUCGCGAACAGCUCCAACCGGCUCUCGAAGAACGGCUUCCACAGUUUCAGAGGAACGUCUUUGGUGACGAAGACCUUGUGCUGGGUAUGCAUUACCUAGAUUCUGUCGAUUACGUGGUGAGCCAUAGUUACAAGACCAUCAUAGUGCUUAGCAAAGCUGCUGUGCACGACCACUGGUUCAUACUCAAGUUACGUACGGCAAUGGACCACGUGAGUGAUACUCUGACGGAAUUCGUACUCGUGGUCUUCCUCGAAGACAUCCCAGAUGAUGAAAUGCCAUUCUUGGUGAGGUUGUACCUCAAUGAUGGCAGACCCUAUAUCCACUGGACUGAGAACGUGAGAGGACAAGAUUAUUUCUGGGAUGAAUUGACCAAAAAUCUGACCAUUAAUCUAAAGACGAAUGACUUGAUCCCAAACGAGUAGCAUUCAUGUACUUGUGAU
Molecule: messenger RNA, 1152 nt
Organism: Strongylocentrotus purpuratus (purple sea urchin)
Lineage: Eukaryota; Metazoa; Echinodermata; Echinoidea; Camarodonta; Strongylocentrotidae
Product: toll-like receptor 4
Exons: 1
Coding region: 337-1134 (265 amino acids)
Biological process (GO): signal transduction
Source: RefSeq, a predicted model, not a curated record